This is a messenger RNA of Equus caballus (horse), 5648 nucleotides long. RefSeq names its product 2'-5'-oligoadenylate synthetase 3 (gene OAS3). The record is from RefSeq and is marked provisional. Gene Ontology annotation, cellular component: nucleoplasm; membrane; cytosol. Gene Ontology annotation, biological process: negative regulation of viral genome replication; defense response to virus; regulation of ribonuclease activity. Gene Ontology annotation, molecular function: double-stranded RNA binding; 2'-5'-oligoadenylate synthetase activity. NCBI's taxonomy places the organism in Eukaryota, Metazoa, Chordata, Mammalia, Perissodactyla, Equidae.
AGCCCUGCCUCCUGGCGCCGCGCGGACCAUGGACGUGUACCGCACCCCCGCCGCGGAGCUGGACGGCCUGGUGGCCCGCAGCCUGCAGCCCCCCGCGGAGUUCGUGGGGGCCGCGCGGCGCGCCCUGGGCAACCUGAGCGCCGCCCUGCGAGAGCGCGGGGGCCGCCCCGGUGCGGCUGCCCAGCCUUGGCGGGUGCUGAAAAUCGGAGGCUCCUCUGGCCGGGGCACGGCUCUGAGGGGUGGCUGUGAUUCUGAACUUGUCAUCUUCCUCGACUGCUUCAAGAGUUAUGAGGACCAGGGGGCUCACCGUGCGGAGAUCCUCAACGAGAUGCGGGCACUGCUGGAAUCCUCAUGGCAGGACACAGUCCUGGGGCUGAGCCUUGAGUUUCCUGAGCAAAACACGCCCGGGGUCCUACAGCUCCGACUGGCAUCCACAGACCUUGAAAACUGGAUGGAUGUUAGCUUGGUGCCUGCCUUUGAUGCCCUAGGGCAGCUCCGCACGGGCGCCAAACCCGAGCCCAGGGUCUACUCGAGCCUCCUGGACAGCGGCAGCCGGGGGGGCGAGCACGCCGCCUGCUUCGCGGAGCUGCGGAGGAACUUCGUGAACGCGCGCCCGACCAAGCUGAAGAACCUGAUCCUGCUGGUGAAGCACUGGUACCGCCAGGUGUGCCCACAGGAGGCCAGCAGGGAGCUGCUGCCCCCUGCCUACGCUCUGGAGCUGCUGACCAUCUUUGCCUGGGAGCGGGGCUGCGGCAAGGACGCCUUCAGCCUGGCCCAGGGCCUCCGGACCGUCCUGGGGCUGGUCCAGGACUAUCGGCACCUGUGUGUUUUCUGGACACUCAACUACAGCUUCGAGGACCCCGCGCUCAGGCAGUUCUUGCGGCGCCAGCUUGAGAGACCCAGGCCUGUGAUCCUGGACCCGGCUGACCCUACGUGGGAUGUGGGAAACGGGGCAGCCUGGCGCUGGGAUCUGCUGGCCAAAGAGGCAGAGUCGUGCUGUGACCACCCAUGCUUUCUGCAGGCAGCAAGGGGCCCUGUGCAGCCCUGGGAGGGGCCGGACCUUCCACGCGCCGGGUGCCCGGGUUUGGACCACCGCAUCCAGCAAGACCCUGCCCAGAGGACCCCCGAGGACAGCGGGGUUCUCACUGGUGUGCACCCGAGCACAAGGAAGAGGCAGCCCUGGAGCCCGGCUCCUGGUCCCUCGAGCGCGGCCAGCAUCGCGCCCCGCCCACCGCAGGAGGUCUCGGAUCUGUCUCGGAUCCCUGCCCCGGAGCUGGACCGCUUCAUCCAGGACCACCUGAUGCCCAGCUCCCAGUUCCAGAAGCAAGUGAGCAAGGCCAUCGAUGUCAUCUUGCGUGGCCUCCGUGAGAACUGCGUCCACAAGCCCUCACGAGCCAGCAAGGGGGGCUCAUUCGGCCGGGGCACCGACCUCAGGGGUGGCUGUGAUGCUGAACUGGUCAUCUUCCUCAACUGCUUCAAGGACUACAAGGACCAGGGGGCCCGCCGGGGGCAGAUCCUUGAAGAGAUACGGGCACAGCUGGAAUCGUGGUGGCAGGACCGGGUCCCCAGCCUGAGCCUCAAGUUCCCUGAGCAGAGCGCGCCUGGGGCUUUGCAGCUCCAGCUGGCAUCCGCGGCCCUAGAGAGCCGGGUGGAUGUCAGCCUGCUGCCUGCCUUCGAUGCCAUUGGCCAGCUCCGCGCGGGCGCCAAACCCGAGCCCGGGGUCUACUCGAGCCUCCUGGACAGCGGCAGCCGGGGGGGCGAGCACGCCGCCUGCUUCGCGGAGCUGCGGAGGAACUUCGUGAACACGCGCCCGACCAAGCUGAAGAACCUGAUCCUGCUGGUGAAGCACUGGUACCGCCAGGUUGCAGCUCAGAACAAAGGAGCGCAGCGGGCCGGUGCCUCUCUGCCGCCCGCCUACGCCCUGGAGCUCCUGACCAUCUUCGCCUGGGAGCAGGGCUGCGGGGAGGACCGCUUCAGCAUGGCCCAAGGCCUGCGCACCGUCCUGGGGCUGGUCCAGCAGCACCGGCAGCUCUGCGUCUACUGGACGGUCAACUACAGCUUUGAGGACCCAGCUCUCAGAACGCACCUUCUUGGCCAGCUGCGGAACCCCAGGCCCCUGGUCCUGGACCCUGCCGACCCCACCUGGAACGUGGGCCAGGGCAGCUGGGAGCUGUUGGCCCAGGAAGCAGCAGCCCUGGGGACGCAGCCCUGCCUUAUGAGUAGAGAAGGGACACCAGUGCAGCCCUGGGAUGUGAUGCCCGCUCUCCUUUGCCAAACUCCGGCCAGUGACCUGGACAAGUUCAUCACUGAAUUCCUGCAGCCCAACCGCCACUUCCUGGAGCAGGUGAACAAGGCCGUGGACACCAUCUGCUCGUUCCUGAGGGACAACUGCUUCCGGAACUCUCCCAUCAAGGUGCUUAAGGGUGGCUCUUCAGCCAAAGGCACAGCUCUGCGAGGCCGCUCAGACGCCGACCUAGUGGUGUUCCUCAGCUGCUUCAGCCAGUUCACCGAGCAGGGGAACAGGCGGGCCGAGAUCAUCUCAGAGAUCCGAGCCCAGCUGGAGGCGUGUCAGCAGGAGCGGGAGUUUGAAGUGAAGUUCGAGAUCUCCAAGUGGGAGAACCCGCGCGUGUUGAGCUUCUCCCUGACAUCCCAGACGAUGCUGGAUCAGAGUGUGGACUUUGACGUGCUGCCGGCCUUUGACGCCCUAGGCCAGCUGGUCCCGGACUCGCGGCCCCGCCCGCAGGUCUACGUGGAUCUCAUCCACAGCUACAGCAACGCGGGCGAGUACUCCCCCUGCUUCACGGAGCUGCAGCGCAACUUCAUCAGCUCCCGGCCCACCAAGCUGAAGAGCCUCAUCCGACUGGUGAAGCACUGGUACCAGCAGUGCAACAAGAUGCCCAAGGGGAGGGGCUCGCUGCCCCCCCAGCACGGGCUGGAGCUGCUGACUGUGUAUGCCUGGGAGCAGGGCGGGUGCGACUGCCAGUUCAGCAUGGCCGAGGGCUUCCGCACCGUGCUUGAGCUGGUCCGCCAGUACCGCCAGCUCUGUGUCUACUGGACUGUCAACUACGACAACGAGAACGAGACCGUCAGAGACUUCCUGAAACUGCAGCUUCAGAAGCCCAGGCCCAUCAUCCUGGAUCCGGCUGACCCGACAGGCAACCUGGGCCCCAAUGCCCGCUGGGACCUGCUGGCCAAGGAAGCUGUGGCCUGCAUGUCUGCCCCAUGCUGCAUGGGCAGGGAUGGCAGCCCCAUCCAGCCAUGGCCGGUGAAGGCCGCGGUGUGAAGCCCAGAAAGUCAGUGGUCGUACCAGAUGGACAGAUGGACACCAGCCCUUGCCCUGGGGAGACUCAGGGUCACCUGCCACAUGCGUGUGUGAGUGUGUGAGAGACAGCGAGACUGAAUCAGUGGGUCUGCCUCCUCCGCAGCCCAGCCUCCCAGCCCUUCCCACCUCCGAGUGGCCCCUCUGCUCUCCCCACCUGACUCAGUCUCAUCGAGCACCACCUGGGACCAGAUGGGCCCUCGCCGGCUCACACACUCCCCUGCACCCUGCAGUCCGUGGGUCGGCCCCAGCCUGGGUUCUCAGCUUCUCCAUCACCCUCGUGACUCUCUGUUCUCAGGCAGCUGCUGCUGCAUCCUACACUGCACCCCACCCCUGCUGUGAACGGCCUCUUUCUCCCUGACUUCUCUCUGCCCAUCCACACGGGCUCACAUCCUUCCUCCUGCGGAAACCCAUCCCUGGCCUCCCAGUGCCUUGCCUUCUUCCCCAGUCCAAGAACUUUUCACGGGGAUGGCAGAGUUUUCAUCUCGUUUGUCAGCCACUAUCAGUUGGUCGUGGCUGCCUGGAGCCCUGUGUUCUGAAGGAUUCUGAAGAAUGGAUACAUAGCUGGGAAGAGUGACCUAAUCGAUUGGUUAUGUCUGCCAUGGAUGCAGUAGAGGAAGGUGGUGGCAUGAGUGCCGUGAUUGAUUGGCAGUGUCUGGCCUGGAUGCAGGAAGAAGGUGCUCGCAGGCCUACAGUGUAUCUUUGGGCUAUUGAGGAGCUCUCUGAGCUCAGCUGCCAGCAGGGGAGCAUGCCCAGAUCAGCUAGCUUUGUCUGCCACAUACACAGAGGGAGACGGGGACAUGCACGCCAUGCGGUCCCUCUCACUGGACACCUAAUUGGAUCCCUUCUCAUCAGAGACCUCGGUUUCUUCACCCUUCCUGUUGCACUCAUUCCCCCAGUUUGUACAUCUCGAUGCCAUGGCUUGUUUGUCUUACUGAAUUUUUUCUGGGUUUCUGUCUUCUCUCCUGACCCACUGGAAUGCCACCCAUGGGAUCCUCCAUCCUCAACUGAACGUGAGCCAAUGCUCGAACAACGGUGCUCAGCCUGUUUCUCUCUGCCUCCAGAACAAAUCUACCAGGUCCAUGCAGGAGGCACUCCAGACCUCCAGUCCAACAACGGUGCCCCUCUUAGUCAGGGCUCAGCACAGAAACCAGAAAGUACUCCAGGAAUCGUAAGCAGAAAGGGGUUCCACCUAAACCCACCUAAACUCUGCCAGAGGAGCAGAAGGCAGGGGCCACCGCUGGACUAUUGGUUUCAAGAUCAGAUCACCGUGGCUGACUCAGAGGUCAGGAAGCUGCUGUUUCUGCCAACGCCACUGCAGCCGCCCCACUGCCACACACCCACAGCGCUGGGGCCCAGACCCGGGAACAAGGGCUCAGCGGCCACAAACAUCUCUCAGGACUUGCCAGCUGCCAGCGCUGCCAGAAGAUGGCUUCUGCCUCCUUCCUUUAGCACAGUUUAAAUUACAGCCAGAAUUCUGGCUGCAGGGGAGUCUGAGAGGCGAAUGUUUCAUCUCCCAUCCCACGUAGCGCAGGGAGGAAUGGAUGCCCAGUGCCUGGGCCCAGGGUCCGGCCAGCAUCCCCCGCAGCUGCACUGGGAACAUCUUUUGGGUGGGUGAUGGAGUGGUCCAUCCCAGAAAGGAGGGCCAGGAGACAGAGAAAGCAGCCACUGCAUAUCCCCUCUCUGCCCUCCGGAGUAUCUCAGACAGUCUGACUCUCUCGGGACCACUGCUGGGCACUGCCGGUCAGGUGCUGUGUUAGUCCCUUCGGGCUGCUGUCACAAAGUACCACAGUCUGCGUGGCUUAUAGUCUCUCUCAGUGCUGGAGGCUGGAAGUCUGCCGUCAGGGUGCCAGCCCGGUGGGGUUCUGCAGAGGGCCCUCUUCCGGGCUGCAGACUUCUUGUGUCUUCCGUGGUGGGAAGAGAGCUAGCCAGCCCUCUGGCCUCUUCUUGUAAGGGUGCUAAUCCCAUUCACAGGGCUCUACCCUCCUGACCUAAUGACCUCCCAGAGGCCUCACCUCCUCACACCAUCACCCUGGGAUUAGGGUUUGAACAUAGGGAUCCAGGGAGACACGAACAUCCCAUGCAUUGCAGGGAUGCAGACCAGGGGACGGGAGGAAGCGCUCUCCCCUCACCAUCAUCCUCUUGGAGAGAGAGAGGGAUGGAGAGCCGUGCUCUGCUCCACAGGGAGCCAGUCCUCCGCCUUCGGCUCAGCCCACAGGGUCUGGGGUGGGUGAGGCUCGGGAAGACCCCCCACGACCCGAGCCACAUGUACGCCUCCAUCCCCGUGUUGCUCUUGCUGCUGGAUGGGUGUUAAUAAAGUCUUCUUAAA